This is a messenger RNA of Pelobates fuscus (common spadefoot toad), 606 nucleotides long. RefSeq names its product fucolectin-1-like. NCBI's taxonomy places the organism in Eukaryota, Metazoa, Chordata, Amphibia, Anura, Pelobatidae. The transcript has 4 exons. Bases 6 to 578 code for a protein of 190 amino acids. The record is from RefSeq and is a predicted model, not a curated record.
UGACAAUGGAGAAUAGUUUCAGUCAGUUUGGCUCUGCUACUGCCCCCUGGAGGAUGCCCUGGAUCCUGCUUCUCUCUGUAUUCUGCUCCUAUGAAUUUGCACUUGCAUGUGUUCCACUGCUAAAUGAGCGGAAUGUGGCACUAAAUCAUCCAGUCUGCCAGAGCUCGGUAUUUUCAGGUGGGAGACCCCGACUUGCUGUGGACGGGAAUAUGGACGCAAAUUACGAAUCUAGAUCCUGCACGCACACAGAUCUGGACUAUUCGCCCUGGUGGAGGCUCAACCUGACAGAAAGCUAUAAAAUCAGCGCUGUUAUUGUGCUUAACCGGAAAGACUGCUGCAGAGAGCGGCUAUAUGGAGCAGAGAUCUAUGUAGGAGACUCUGACGACUACAAAAAAAACAUUUUAUGCGGCAAAAUACCUGCUAGUGACAUUCCCUCAGUGAAAAUUUGCUGUGACGGAAGAGAGGGACAGUAUGUCACCAUUAUACUCACUAACCGCAGGCAGCAUCUGACUCUGUGCGAGGUUGAGGUUUAUGGGGUUCCUGCUAAUCGUGGAUCUGUGUGCGAUAACAUUGUCUAAUGAAUCAAUAAAGUCAUAAAAUCCACAA